Cyclocybe aegerita is the source of this 972-nucleotide messenger RNA. Lineage: Eukaryota; Fungi; Basidiomycota; Agaricomycetes; Agaricales; Hemipholiotaceae. The record is from the annotation of a GenBank genome assembly.
AUGUUUAUCGUCGGUGAAACCUAUCGAUUCCAAAAUGUGGAAUACGGCACUCUUCUGGAGAUGGGCGAGGGAAGAGAGAACGCGCCUUUCACUCUGAGAGUGGCGAAGGAAGCGUCAGAGAACCAGCAGUGGUCCCUCAUUGAUGCUCCAAAGCCUGGAGGCUACCAUCUCCGCAACGUGGGCUGGUCGGGUGCUGGGGAUGGGACAGCAGGUAAUCGAGUCAUGGCUUACCAGGUCCUUGGAGGAGGUCAUCAAGUAUGGGUGACGUAUGAUGCAAAUCGAGCGUUGCAAUGGACGGUCGAUCGAGACGCAACAAAGGACGAAUACAUUAUCCGAUUCAAUCUAUCUGUUGGUACAUGGUUCUUCCUCGGUGCACGCAGCAGUGAAGCGCCUGUUUGUUUCCACGACAUCACUUCUACAGCCCAAACUGCACCAAGUCACCUGAGAUGGAAGUUCACGGCAGUAUGGCCGUCUAUCCCGCGAGAUGUCUACUUCAUCCGCAGCUUCGGCGGCCUUGGGCUGUAUAUGGCUGUGGCUGGGCAGCCACUUCAAGAGCCAUCCAAAGCACCGCCCCUGUACGAGGACGAAGAAAACCUGAUCUUCACAAUGAGUGCAAACCGAAACAACACAGAGCAUCAGCCUUGGGACGUAGAACCGCUCUCAAAUGGCAGAGUUCGUUUGCGAAAUGUGCAGAUGGACAGCUUCCUUGAGACACAAAGGAAUGAAGUCACCUAUGGAGACCUAGUCGGGAAGCUGAACGCAAGUGCCGGGGCUGCCUGGCAGCUCAGAAGUAUAGGAGGUUUCGGCUUUUCAAUUAGCAUUAGUUCCCCCGAGGUGACGAAUGUCCCUCUAGCGUUAACUGUGGUACCCCGCAACGGAAGGAACCAAGUUUUUCUCUCGCCCUUAACUCUCGAAAUCAGCUUUGGACCUUUGACCCUCUCGAGCUUCCUGUUCGACACCUCGUUGGAGUAG